AAAUAAGAUAGUGAGUAGUAGACUGUGGAUGAUGGCUGUACAAGAAUAAGUGAAAAACAAAAGAGAGUUUUAGUAACCAAGAGACACAUGUAAUACAAACGAAUAAAUUUUCAUCAGUUUUCCAUUCGAAAUACAUACGUCGCAGGGAAAGAAAAAUACCAAGAAAAUACCGGAACAUACAUUAAAUAGAACCUAUACAAUACUAGAAGAUUGCAGUCCAGGAACAUCGAAGGACAAGAUCGACUCAACUCCACCAGUCUUAUAGGGUAACGUCAUCGACUUAUUAACUCCAGGAACAUCGAAGGACAAGAACGACUCAACUCCACCAGACUUAGAAGGUAACCUCAUCGACUUAUUAGCCUCAUUGACAAUGUCUGAGGUAGACGACAAAAAAAAAUCUGAUCCAUCGGAUUCGUUACCAAUAUCGACUGCAGAAGAAGAGUUAGCCGAAGUACUGGAAAGCGCCAACGCACUUGUUGAAACCAUUUCAAAACGGGACGAUGUGGAUCCAAACACAGCAAUUAUGGCACGCCAAUUACUUAGUAGUGUGAUGGAAUUAAAAGAUUUACCCUCCACCAAUACUAGAGCAGAUGAAAAUUUGGUUCAGCAAGCAAUUGCGGCCAAAACUAACGAGGAAAAACUCAAUGUUGUUAUUUCUGAGUAUGAAAAAACGAUUGCAAAACUAAUUCGGGAUAAUGCGUGUAUUGUAAAGGAACGUGACACGUUUCAAGUUCAUCUGGCCAAUGUCGAAGCUGCAUUUUCGGACGUACACCAGAAGUAUGAACGGUGUAAAGGGGUAAUCGAAGGAUUUAGCAACAACGAAAAAAUAUUAAAAGACACAAUAAAGGUGAACGAGGAUUCAAUAUUAAAAUUAAAUAACAAAUAUGAGGCUUUGAAAUCGCAUGCGAAGGGUCAACUUGAUAAGGCCAACGCUGAAUUAAUUGAGAUGAAGAAGAACUAUGAAGAUGAAAUAAUACGGUUAGAGGCAACCAUUAAAAAAUUAGAAUUAAAGAAUAGCUCGUUACAAUCAGCUGUGGAUCAGCGAGUCAAGGAAUGCGAGGAAUUAUCUAGCAUUUGUGAUGAACUUAUUGCGAAAGUUGGACGUAAAAAUUAACUUGAUUUAUUUACAAUUUAGUAAUUCAAUUCCAAAUUCGCAGUUAAACGUCAGAAACGUCAAACCAGUGUCAAACUUACUCAAAAACUUUUCAAUUUUAAUGUGUAAUGUGUAAACGUUACGACGAAGUGCAAUCGUGCAGAUUCCAGAACCAGAAGAGUAAGUCUGACGGCACGGCACGACACAUAACUAUAAAACUAUAAAACCCUCCUCAUUCCCCAAUCAACAAAUCGGGAUCGAUUUUCAAUUUGUUUUCAAACAUAGUGAUACAAUUUACUUAUUCUGUUCUGUUCUGUGUAACUGUAAUUACUUCCAUUUCCAUCAACGCAUUGCAUUCUGUUCGAAUCGAAUCGAAUCGAAUAGAAUUCGAUCGCUAUAUUUCUUUUGUACAGGGUGCAACUUAAAUAAGAGCUCCUUCUUUAUUUUUCGUUUAAUGUUGGAUGUUUAACUCGUUUCCAAGAUAGAGUGAUAACAAUAAUGAAACAUAAGAGUGGUACCGCAAAUGGGUCCUUAGCACCUGUUACUCAAACACGAGACGUUUCCUGGUAAGAGAUCCUAUUUAAAGCAGAUGAAGCUCAUAGCUUCUCCGUCGGGAUUUCUCCCAAGAUUAAUACAUUUAAAGUUUCGGACCCAAACAUUCUCAAAUAACAUAUAUAGAGGUAUCGUUCUCCCCUACAAGUAAGAUCAUCAGAGACCUCCACCCUUCUGUGCUCUAGACCAAAACUGAGUAAUUAAAAGUGGGAGAAUCGGAUCCUAUCAGGGGAUAUGAUUGAUUAAGAAUUAAUCAGAGAAUGUUGGAAAUGAGGAUGUUUUUGAGUUAAAACGUAACGUAACGUUAUUGUAAGUUUUGUCAGUUUGAUUAAGAUCGAGAAGUGUGUAUUUUUAAGUUACACCCUGUAGAUAAUAAUUAGUAUUAAAUUUUUCCAUUAAUAUAUCAAAAUGUCCAUUUUAUAAAAAAGAAAAACUAGUCUGUACUUUAUUCACUUCAUUUCCACUUAAUGGAAAUUAUCAAAAAUUUUUCGAAAUUUAGAAUGGCAAUCGAUUUUGAAAUAUGUAUUUAAAAGUAUUAGGAAACAUUCUGAGACACUAAAACUUCGAGGUGGAUUCGAUCCACGAACACAUUUUUCAGGAUACAUUUGUCCUAAAAUAUAAAUUCUGAAAACCACUUCGACUCUUCGACGAUGUAAUCACGAAAUGUCAGUGUUUGAGUCCAGUUUUUCUCAAAUUUUAGAAACAGUCGAGGGAAUUUUUGCUAUAACCUUAAAAAAAUUUGGUUCUAUUAAUUGACCUUCUCUUGUCGAAUAUUUCCUAAAACAAACAUUAUUGCGAUGGCCAUUCUAGAAAAUAAUUUUGAAAAAUGUUUGUAACAUAUGCAAAACUAAAAUAUACCCCCCCCCCCCCCCCUAGAUAUAUUUUCACAAUCACUAAAAAAAUAGCACACUAAAAAAGAAAAUAGUGAACUUGUUCUUGUUUACAGUAUAGAAAGUAUUUUAGAGUGUUCGCAGUCGUAAGUGAGACCCCCUAUCCAAGGGAUCCAAGCCCCUGUCAAAAAAAACUUCAAAAAUUUCAAAGUUAAAAAGUUGAUCGUGUCUCGGCGAAAUCGAAUUUUUUUUAUAGACCAAUUUCUUUUAAAGCUUGUCGCCUUUUGUUUUUGAAAAGAGGGCAUGCCAUGUUGGUUUGUCCCAAGUUCUAGGGGGUCUCAUUCUCACUUAAUAAACGCUAAACCGCUUUCUAUAAUUUUAUUUAAAAUUUUUAUAAAUGUGUUAUUGAGAUGUAAAUUUAUUGGCUGAUCGAUAUUCUUCAGGAUCUUGGCAACUUUGAUUCAUGUUCUUUGAUUAAUCGUCUAAAAUGAACCUUGAUACAAUUUUUUUAUUUUUUGGAGUAAAAGGUGUUUUUUUAAGUUGAGAUGUACUUGAAACUCGAAAAAUAAGUUUUAUCGCGACAAGAUGUGUGUCUUUCUUUUUUAGUUUGAUGGAUUUUGUUCGAUUAAACUUGUUUUUCGAGUUGCACGUAUAUUUCAAGUUAAAUGAAACAACCUGUAUAUUGAGUUUUAUAUAAUUCCGUUCAGUUCGUUCCUUUCCAGAUCCAUUUUGAAUAUCGAUCAGUCGAUACAAAUUUGAAUAUUAAGGUAUUUCGUUUCGUACCCAUAAUCCAUCGUAUUAAUAUUAAAAACGGUUUUUCAUAAUUUA
Messenger RNA from Chrysoperla carnea, 3303 nucleotides. RefSeq names its product transforming acidic coiled-coil-containing protein 1-like. NCBI's taxonomy places the organism in Eukaryota, Metazoa, Arthropoda, Insecta, Neuroptera, Chrysopidae. The record is from RefSeq and is a predicted model, not a curated record. The coding region runs from base 371 to 1114 and encodes 247 amino acids. The transcript has 6 exons. Gene Ontology annotation, cellular component: cytoplasm. Gene Ontology annotation, biological process: mitotic spindle organization; cell population proliferation.